AUGGUUCCAAUCGUCAACGAAGUCUCCGCCGUCCAAUCCGCAAUCCUCUUCAUCCCCUUCAUGCUCAGCGUCGUCGGCGGCUUCAUGCUCGCCGGCUUCGGAACCGCCAUAACAGGAUACUACACACCAUUCGUCUACGCAGCUUCAAUCCUCAUGUCCCUAGGGACCGGUCUCCUAACAACCGUCCAUCCCCAUCAAACCACACGCGCAAAAUGGGUCGGAUUCCAGAUCCUCUGCGGAGCUGGGAUUGAAGAUGACGUUGCAACUGGGAUUGGUCUUAUUUUGUUUGCCCAGACGUUUGGAGGAGCGUUGUUUGUUUCUGUUGCGCAGGCGGUUUUCUUGCAGAGUAUUGGGAAAGCGUUGAAGGCGCUGGCGCCGGGUUUGGAUGCUGAGUCUGUUUUGGAUGGACAGGCGAGGGAAACACCGGAGUUACAAGCUGUUUAUGCUGUGGCGAUUAAAGAUGCUCUUCGUGUCGGACUUGUACUAGCAACAGUCUCGAGUCUAGGUGCAGUGUUGUACGAUUGGAAAAGUCUGAAGAAUAAGAGCGAUGAUGGAAACGGGGAACAGAGCAGGGGCAAUGUUCUGGAACAUGGAGUAGAGGGUCAGACGGAGGAUAAAGAUUGA
Messenger RNA from Penicillium cataractarum, 624 nucleotides. RefSeq lists its product as uncharacterized. The transcript is spliced from 2 exons. The record is from RefSeq and is a predicted model, not a curated record. Gene Ontology annotation, biological process: transmembrane transport. The coding region runs from base 1 to 624 and encodes 207 amino acids. Gene Ontology annotation, molecular function: transmembrane transporter activity. NCBI's taxonomy places the organism in Eukaryota, Fungi, Ascomycota, Eurotiomycetes, Eurotiales, Aspergillaceae.